AUGGCCAUACCUUCCAGAGCCACCGGCUUAAAGCUUGAGCAACUGUGUUUUGCGCUCCGCAUGAUGGAUUUCGCAGCGCUGCUCGCGCUGUGGAAGGAGCGGGACUCCGGCUCGCCCCUGUUUCCGAAGGUGCGUCAAUUCGGCAAAGCCUGCGCCAAAGCUCCUGACCUCGCCGCCAGAGCGAAAGGCGCAGAGGAGCCAGCUCCGGUGCCGGCACCGAAGCUUCCUGCAGUCUUCCCUCGGGCCAUCACGCCCUCCAGAAGAGUCAUCUUGAGGAAGCUCCACCGAAAGCCGCUGUUUUGCUGCAGGGUGCAGAAGCAGCUUCUGAGGCUGUGGCUGCGCAAGCUGCUGGCGAGGAAGAGGUACCGAACCCCAAGGUCAAGUUGCAAAAGCGUAAGGACGAGGAGUACAUGGAAAUCUUUGUCGGCGGCUUGCCUCUCUCUUCCUGUGAAGCGCAAGUCAGGCGAGAAUUUGCAGAGUGUGGCGAGAUUACCAGGUUCAGCAUGCCCCAGAGAGGAGGGCCGUCAUCAAGGCAUCGUCACCAUAGUCUUCAAGACGGGGGAAGGCGUGAGGCGUGCUUUGGAGAAGAACGGCAUGCAGCAUCUGGGUCGGCCAUUGAAGGUAGCCUUCCGACAUCCUGCAGGCCCGUUGCAAAAGGUGCCGUGGGUGCAGCCCAUCAUCAAACUUGCAGCAGAUGUGUGCAGAUCUUGCUGCUUCUGGAUCACUUUCCCAAGCCGGAGGUUCGGAACAGUCGAGUGUGGGAAAUGCGCCAGCGUGGUGCUUCGGCAUAGGUGCUUCAGCUGA
Molecule: messenger RNA, 804 nt
Organism: Symbiodinium sp. CCMP2592
Lineage: Eukaryota; Dinophyceae; Suessiales; Symbiodiniaceae
Source: the annotation of a GenBank genome assembly